Messenger RNA from Gossypium raimondii (Peruvian cotton), 2666 nucleotides. Its product is annotated as root phototropism protein 3. The coding region runs from base 412 to 2451 and encodes 679 amino acids. The transcript has 4 exons. Gene Ontology annotation, molecular function: protein binding. NCBI's taxonomy places the organism in Eukaryota, Viridiplantae, Streptophyta, Magnoliopsida, Malvales, Malvaceae. The record is from RefSeq and is a predicted model, not a curated record.
ACAUAACAAUGGUAGAGAGAGGAAAAGAAAUUGAAUCUCCAUUCUCCACUGUUUUUUUUUUUCUUUUUCUUCUUUUAUAAAAAAAGUAUCAAAAUUUUUGCAAGGCAAAACCAUCCAAAAUUGAUCCAAGAACAGUGAGAUACUAUACUACAAGUCCCCAUUACUUCACAGCCUGUAAGCAAAAAAAAAACACCUUGAAAAUCCGUGAGAAAGCCGACAAUUUCAAGAUAAUUCCAAGCAUCCCAUGUGGGAUUCUUCCUUUUCUUCCUCUCAUCAACUCUCUCUUUGUUAUUGUGUCACCACUUAGUAGUUCUUCUUUGUUUUCUUUUUUCUGUAAUUUUUUCCCCUCAUUUUCUCUUCCUUUUUUUAGUGUAAGAGUCACUUUAACCAGAGCCAAAACCCAGUUCGAAUAUGUGGGAAUCAGAGACUGAAUCUGUCAGAGGUAGAGAGUAUGGCAAUGGUGUUCUUAGCUCCAACAAACAUGGUGUCAAAACUGAUGGGUUUGAACUUAGAGGCCAGUCCUGGUAUGUUGCUACUGAUAUUCCAAGUGACCUUUUAGUUCAAGUUGGAGAUGUCAAUUUUCACUUGCACAAGUAUCCUAUGCUUUCUCGAAGUGGAAAAGUGAAUAGGCUUAUAUAUGAAUCAAACAACCACCCAGAUUUAAACAAAAUUGCUUUGGAAGAUCUCCCUGGUGGACCCGAAGCAUUUGAGUUAGCAGCUAAAUUCUGCUAUGGGAUUGCAGUGGAUUUAACAGCAGGGAACAUAUCUGGUUUACGAUGUGCUGCAGAGUACCUUGAAAUGACAGAGGAUUUGGACGAAGGUAACCUUAUAUUCAAAACCGAAGCGUUUUUAAGCUAUGUGGUGUUAUCUUCAUGGAGGGAUUCGAUACUAGUGUUGAAAAGCUGUGAGAAACUGUCGCCAUGGGCGGAGAACCUUCAAAUUGUGCGGCGCUGCAGUGAGUCUAUAGCUUGGAAGGCUUGUGCUAAUCCGAAAGGGAUUAAGUGGGCGUAUACUGGGAAACCAAGUAAGGUUUCGAGUCCGAAAUGGAAUGAUUUGAAGGAUUCUAGCCCCAGUAGGAGUCAACCUGUGCCUCCAGAUUGGUGGUUCGAGGACGUUUCGAUCCUUAGGACCGAUCAUUUCGUGAGGGUUAUUACGGCGAUCAAGGUGAAGGGUAUGCGGUUCGAGUUGAUCGGGGCAUCGAUCAUGCAUUACGCGGCGAAAUGGCUUCCAGGGUUGAUAAAAGAUGGUCAGGGUCAGGGGCCAGCGGAUGAUAUGAGUAUUAGUACCAAUAGUAAUAGUAGUGGCGGUACUGGUAGUAGUAGUUGGAAAGGCGGACUACAUAUGAUUGUAGCCGGGACGAAGGACGAUACUCCAUCGAUUCAGGCUAAAGAUCAACGGAUGAUCAUCGAGAGCCUGAUUAGCAUAAUCCCGCCGCAGAAAGACAGCGUUUCCUGCAGUUUCUUACUUCGGCUUUUGCGGAUGGCUAACAUGUUGAAAGUGGCACCAGCUUUGGUAACCGAAUUGGAGAAACGAGUCGGGAUGCAGUUUGAACAAGCUACUCUGGCGGAUCUUCUCAUUCCUUCUUACAAUAAAAGUGAAACCAUGUACGAUGUGGACCUUGUUCAGAGACUAUUGGAACAUUUCCUUGUUCAAGAACAGACGGAAAGUUCGAGCCCGAGUAGACCGCCUUUUUCGGACAAACACAUGUAUGAAGGAACACAAAGGAGCAAUAAUCCGAAUGCCAAGAUGAGAGUUGCCAGGCUUGUUGAUAGUUAUCUUACGGAAGUUUCGAGAGAUCGAAACCUGUCAUUGACAAAGUUUCAGGUACUGGCUGAAGCUUUGCCGGAAUCUGCAAGGACCUGCGAUGACGGACUUUAUCGAGCUAUCGAUUCCUAUCUUAAGGCACAUCCGACACUCUCCGAACAUGAAAGGAAGCGACUCUGCCGUGUCAUGGACUGCCAAAAGCUCUCGAUCGAUGCCUGCAUGCAUGCUGCACAAAAUGAACGGCUCCCCCUGCGAAUCGUGGUACAAGUUCUCUUCUCGGAGCAAGUGAAAAUAAGCAAUGCAUUGGCCAACAGCACACUCAAAGACCCUGCGGAAACUCAAUACCAACCAUUGAUACCGAACCACAAGACAUUACUCGAAGCAACGCCGUUAUCGUUCCAAGAAGGAUGGGCAGCCGCUAAGAAGGACAUCAACACACUCAAGUUCGAGCUCGAGAGCGUCAAGGCCAAGUACCUCGAGCUCCAAAACGACAUGGAGAACUUACAACGACAAUUCGAAAAGAUGUCGAAGCAAAAACAAACAUCGGCAUGGACAAGCGGAUGGAAGAAACUGAGCAAACUCACCAAGAUGACAGCCGUGGAAAACCACGACAUCGGACCUCAAAUUUCGACGGCGGCAGAACAGACUCGAAAGACGCCGAGAAGAUGGAGAAAUUCGAUUUCGUAAAAGAGGUGCCUUAAAACUCUACAUUUCCCAUCAAGUGUUAGCCUUCCCUCUUAUUUUGUCUUGAAAUUUUUGAGGAAAUUGCAGUGUUGAUGUUUUACAGUGAUUACCAUGAUAAAAAAGAAAAAGAAAAAGAAAAAGCCACCACCAUGAAAAUAACUUCAAAUUGUCAUUCAAAAUUUGUUUGUGUUUCUAUGUGAUUUUGUUUGAUGUGUUCA